Molecule: messenger RNA, 736 nt
Organism: Humulus lupulus (European hop)
Lineage: Eukaryota; Viridiplantae; Streptophyta; Magnoliopsida; Rosales; Cannabaceae
Exons: 2
Coding region: 21-503 (160 amino acids)
Source: RefSeq, a predicted model, not a curated record
GACCGGUUAUCAUUGGGGAAAUGGAUCUCUCUUCAAUGAUUUCUUCUAAGGAUGGAACCAAGUAUUUGGAUGACCUUCCUCGUUCUGUAGUGUCCUAUGAUCACUGCGUAAGCAAUAUGGAGAUAGGUCUCAUUCCAGCAUUAUUGACACAGGGUCCGACUGAAAUUUUAGUAGCUUCUCCUUCUAUUUCAUCUGGGCAAAUUAGUUCUGUUAUCCCAUUAAGCGCUUUGCAAUGCAGUACAAUGUCCAAUCUGUCUUCUAAGGAUAAAGAUCAGAUUUUGGAGGACUCUACUCCUUUCUCCAUAAAGCCUACAGAUUCUACCAUAGUUAAUGUUGUGGGUGUUGAGCUUAAUAAAAACUCUAAGGGCAAAGGUAAGAUAAAGGAGGAAUCUCUGUCAACUGGUUUUUCUUCAAAAGCUUGUCCAGUGACAACUGCCAUAAGUGGAGGAAAACGAUCCAAAGCUAAUGAGGAUAAUCCCUAUGCCAAGAAAUACAAAAAAUGAGCUCUUAAGCACUGCUGGUUGUUUACAUUAUUUGGUAUUCCCUUAUGUAGCUAUGUUUAUUCCUGUCCUUACCUUAUUGUCUUAUAGUUCUUGAUGAAUGUUCUUUUCCUACUUUGAUUUUUAUAAUUAGUAUUGUAUGUAAUUUGGCACAUUCUUAUGUAAUUAGUAAUGGUUAGUUGUAUCAUUAUCAAGGCUUUCGGUCUUUUAACGUUAAGUUUGAUUGUUCAUAAAUG